GACGAAUGUUCCUCAGACAACGCCCUAGGCACUAGUUCCGCGGACGGCUCUUCCCAAGAUGAUGCCAGCUCCGAGCUAGUAACCUCCCCAUCAGUGACUUCGCCGCCCUACUGGGCACACGGACACACCACGCACAGCCAGGGGGGAACGCGGCAUGCAAGGACGAUGUCAAGCGUGUCAGCGGAAAGCGAUCUGCUACCGGGAGCCAUCACGCUGCAGGAUAAUGAGCACGAUGACGGGCCAGACGGAGCGAACGUGUAUGGACGGGACCGCAACCGGGCGUGCUGGGCGAAGAAGGUGGAUAUUGUCGAUUACAUACUGGUGAAUGGGGGGACGGCAAAUAUUGGGGCGUUUGUGGUUUGGAAUAUCAAGGUUGAGACGUUGAAUGGCUCGCGAAUGAACAUAAGGAAACGAUAUUCCGAGUUCGACAGUCUCAGGAAACGUCUCGUCCAGACUUUUCCAAACUUUGAGGCGGCUGUACCUCUAAUACCUCCCAAGAGCAUCUUACACAGGUUCCAGCCCAAGUUUCUCGAAAAAAGGAGGGCCGGACUACAAUAUUUCUUAAACUGCAUUUUACUCAACCCAGAAUUCUCUGGAUCUCCUGUUUUGAAGGAGUUUCUCUUCUCGUAAAGAUACCAACGGUAAAAGAAAAAAAAGGAAAAUGCGCAAGAGACGAUGAACGAACUUUACCAGUUUCGACGAUGAGGCAAUGGUAAUAUGAAUAACUCCUGACCAGAUCAUGGGUAAUGGCCUGGGUACGAUGACGACGAUGACGAUGAUGACGGUGAUGAAGUGAACGGGACACGGACGCCUUGGCUUAUUGGCUGGAUGGGAACGGGAUGCCCGAGAACCGAGACUCUCGUGAGCAAAACAAUCAGAUGAACUGGACGCUACACUAGGGCGUGGAGAGACAUGUCGCAACAAUGCUAAGCGGCUGGACCCGUUCUACGUUUUAUACAAUAGGUCUUCAAGAUCGGCAUUGCUCU
Messenger RNA from Neurospora tetrasperma FGSC 2508, 986 nucleotides. RefSeq lists its product as uncharacterized. The record is from RefSeq and is a predicted model, not a curated record. Gene Ontology annotation, molecular function: phosphatidylinositol-3-phosphate binding. The transcript is spliced from 3 exons. Bases 166 to 630 code for a protein of 154 amino acids. Gene Ontology annotation, cellular component: endosome. NCBI's taxonomy places the organism in Eukaryota, Fungi, Ascomycota, Sordariomycetes, Sordariales, Sordariaceae.